Messenger RNA from Emiliania huxleyi CCMP1516, 1152 nucleotides. RefSeq lists its product as hypothetical. Gene Ontology annotation, molecular function: oxidoreductase activity, acting on NAD(P)H. Gene Ontology annotation, cellular component: extracellular region. The coding region runs from base 1 to 1152 and encodes 383 amino acids. Lineage: Eukaryota; Haptophyta; Isochrysidales; Noelaerhabdaceae. The transcript has a single exon. The record is from RefSeq and is a predicted model, not a curated record.
AUGCCGACUACGACGCCCGUGCGCGUCGCCAUCGUCGGUGGCGGGUUGACUGGCGCCGCCGUCGGCCGUGCGCUGCGGCGGGCGCUGCCGGCGGAGAGCGUCGUCGUCUGGGAAGGCCUCGCGCAGCUCGGCGGUCGCAUGAUGACCGAGCGCACGACUGUGCUCGGCGGUGCGACUGGCCUCGCCGACAGCGGCGCCCAGUACGUGACGGUCACGGACGACGCGGAUGUCGCUGAAGCGCACAAGCCGCUCUACGACUCCCUCGCCGCGGCCGGCGUCCUCGUCCCGAUGCGCGGCCGCAUCGAGGGCGGCCGCGCUGCUGAUGGGGGCGGGACCAACUACGUCGCCCCGCAAGGCGUCGCAUCGAUCGUCGAGCGCGUCUUUUCUAUGAGCUCGCUGAGUCCCUGCUGCUCUCGGCGCGCAACCGCGCUUCGCCACGUCGCCGCGCGGGGCGAGGAGGCGCGCAGCCGCUGGGAGCUGACGUCUGCAGACGGGCGUUGCGAGCAGUUCGAUGGCGUCGUGGUGGCGUGUCCGAUCCCGGACAUGCUCGCGCUGAUCGACACGGGCGAGGGCGGCGCCUGGCUCGACGGCGCAAGUGGCGUCGGCCGGGCCGACCUCACCGGCGUGCAGUACUCGUCGCGGUACGCGCUCACGCUCUUCUACCCUGCGUCGGCCGCCGCGGUCUUUGCGGCCCACAUCGACUGGGCCGCGCGGUACGUGAGCAAGGCCGACGACGACGCGAUCGUCUACCUCGCCCACGACUCGGCCAAGCGUGGCGGCGAGGAUGGCGGCGCGGUCAGCCUGGUGGUGCACACGUCUGUGCCGUACGGGAUCCGCGCGCUCAAGGCGGCCGAGCCCGAGGAGUCGGUGCUCGCGGACCUGCGCGCGCGGGUCGGCAAGCUGCUUCCGUGGCUGCCCGAGCCCGAGAGCCUCGUCCUGCGCCCGUGGAGGGUGUCGCAGGUGCGGUACCCGGUGGCGCUGCCCGGCGGCGCAGCCUGCCUGCCGCUGCGCCCGGCAGCGGGCGGCCGCGCAGCGCCUGCGCUCGUUUUGGCGGGCGACGCAUUCUCGCCGCUCGGCUCUCGCUUCGACGGCUGCGUCCAGAGCGGCGAGUCGGCGGCGGCGGCGGUGCUCGCUGCGCUCGUCGGCACGUAG